UUAACCCAACAACACAGUUUUCUUUACAAACACCAACUUUCAAAGCCUUUACUUCUCUUUAAAUCUCAAUGGGUGCUCCUCAACUUUUGUCUUCUCUUAGCUGUGAAUUGAGAAUCAUCCAAGCAAAAAAUGUGGAAUUCAAGUCCAAAGGUUCCUUCUUUGUCAGAUACUAUCUUUCUGCAGGAAACAACAAAAGUAUUCGCCUCAACACCCGAGAAAUCUCCUCCAAGUCCGACCUCUCUUGGAACGAGUCCUUCUCUUUGGAUUGUUUUGGUAACCAAGACUCCAUGGACAACCUAAAGCAAGAAAGCGUGGUUUUCGAGCUCCGGUGGAGGAAAAAAGUGCCAGUUCUUGGAAAGAUUGGUGGGUCACAGCUGUUGGGGAGGGCAGAGAUUCCAUGGAAACAAGUGUUUGAGUCAACAAACAUGGAAAUAGAGAAUUGGGUCACUAUGGUUUCAACAAGACAACAUGUGCUUGAAGGUGCCAAGCCACCUAAGCUGCAAGUGGGAAUGAGAAUUCAAGUUCCUGCAAUGGUGGAGAUGGAGGGGAGGACACAAAGGAAGGUUAACAAGCGGGAAUAUGAGUGUGGAUGCAUAGAUGGUCAUGAUUACAGUACUUGUAGAGAUUAUGAAAUCUUUGCACUAACAGCAGCUUUGGAGGCCUUUUAGGCACAACUGAAAAUUAAAUUUUGGUUGGUGUAGAUAAUUUUGCCUUGGCUAUUGUUAUUUGUUUUACAAAAUUGAGGAUCUGGGAAUUUUGAUUUUGUAUAUUUUUAGAUAGUGGUGAUGGGAAAUGUGUACAGCUCCAUCAAAACGAGUUGGAGGUCGAGCUAAUUUGAAGACUGUUCUUUCCUUAGGAGCAAUU
This is a messenger RNA of Quercus lobata, 864 nucleotides long. RefSeq lists its product as uncharacterized. The coding region runs from base 69 to 668 and encodes 199 amino acids. NCBI's taxonomy places the organism in Eukaryota, Viridiplantae, Streptophyta, Magnoliopsida, Fagales, Fagaceae. The transcript has a single exon. The record is from RefSeq and is a predicted model, not a curated record.